GCAUUAAAAAUGAGAAAAAUGAACUUAAUAGUGGCUAUGGAUGCCGAAGGAGGAAUUGGCAAAAAUGGCGUGUUGCCAUGGCGAAUCAAGAAAGACAUGCAGUAUUUCGCGUCUGUUACCAAAAAUGUUUCUGAUCAGUCGAAGAGAAAUGCAGUUCUCAUGGGACGAAAAUGCUGGGAAAGCAUUCCAGUAACUCGCCGCCCGUUGGCAGGACGGCUAAACAUUGUUUUGAGCCGACAACUUCCUGCGCAAAAGUCCGAUGACUACAUUGUUGUAAACUCGCUCGAAGCGGCUAUGAAACUACUUUCGGAGCCACCAUUUGUGGAUUCGAUCGAAACAAUCUGGAAUAUCGGUGGAGCUGAAAUCUAUGAUCUUGCGUUGCGAGAAAACUUGGUUGAUGAAAUUCACUUGACACGUAUUUUCAAAAACUUCGAAGCCGAUGUUCAUCUCAAGUCACUCGAUUUCAGUAAAAUGGAGAAAGUUCAAAAUGCCGAGGUGUCAUCGGAAAAUUCAGAAAUUUUCGAAGAAAAUGGAUUAAAGUUCGAAUUUUGCAAAUGGAAGGUUGUCGAGAACCACUGAAUUUUUUUUUGAAAUUGCUGUUUAUUUUUUUAAUUUAUAUGUAUUCAUUCACCUGUUGUUUACUCGGGCAGCCCACAAUUUUCACGUGUAAAUAUAAAAUCUGUACAUGAUUCUU
Molecule: messenger RNA, 694 nt
Organism: Caenorhabditis elegans
Lineage: Eukaryota; Metazoa; Nematoda; Chromadorea; Rhabditida; Rhabditidae
Gene: dhfr-1
Product: Putative dihydrofolate reductase
Exons: 4
Coding region: 10-579 (189 amino acids)
Biological process (GO): tetrahydrofolate biosynthetic process
Molecular function (GO): dihydrofolate reductase activity; NADP binding
Source: RefSeq, marked reviewed